Molecule: messenger RNA, 1387 nt
Organism: Pygocentrus nattereri (red-bellied piranha)
Lineage: Eukaryota; Metazoa; Chordata; Actinopteri; Characiformes; Serrasalmidae
Exons: 7
Coding region: 116-1135 (339 amino acids)
Biological process (GO): response to bacterium
Source: RefSeq, a predicted model, not a curated record
ACAGAGGCUGCUGUUGGAGAAGUUCUGAGACAGAGUAUGCGUGGAUAUCAGCUACAUCUCGAGAGUUUAUCAUUGUCCUUCACAAACUGAGAUACAUUACUUGAAGAGUUUGGCAAUGAUUGGGAUUUGUUUACUUAUUUUGCUGACAACAACAUUAGGUGGUACCUCAAAGGUACACAUUAUCUCUCAAAGUGGACUGCAUUACAUUCAAUAUGGGAAAGAAAUCAGUCUGAAUUGCUCUUUUUUAUCCCCUGAUGAAGCAACAACUACAUGGUUCAGACAUGCUCCAGGAGAAAAGCCCCUUCUCAUCGCCUCUGCUUACCAUUAUAUACCUGCUGUAUAUUAUAAUGGCUUUGACAAGACUGGCCGCUUUAAAGUGUUAAAAGAAAAAAAUAGUUUUAAUCUGAGGAUCUCAAAUGCAGAACCAUCUGAUUCAGCUACAUAUUACUGUUCUGUUGCAUAUUAUACAGAUAUUGCUUUAGCAGACUGGACAGUUUUAAUCCUCAAAGGUUCAUCUUCUAGUCUCUCUGCUGUUCUCCAGCCUCCUGUAUCAGAUCCUGUUGAACUGGGAGGAGAUACAACUUUGCAGUGUUCAAUACUCACAGAUGCGUCUGCAGGAGAACACAGUGUGUACUGGUUCAGACAUGGAUCAGGAGAAUCCCAUCCAGGAAUCAUUUACACUCAUGGAAACAGGAGUGAUGAGUGUAAGAAAAGCUCUGAGACUGAUUCUCCUACACAGAGCUGCGUCUACAAACUCCCCAAGAGAAACCUCAGCCUCUCUGAUGCUGGAACUUACUACUGUGCUGUGCUCAUGUGUGGAGAGAUCAUCUUUGGAGACGGAACUAAACUGGACUUUGUAGAGAACAACAUUUUGGUCCCAGUCAUUAUCGGUUCAGCAGCAUUAGUCAUCAUUACCGUGGCUGUGGUUUUGUUUCUGGGUAUAAAAUUACACAACAGACAACAUAAAGAAGUUGCCGACGGUCAGUCAGUCCAAGCAAAUCAGGUUGAAUGUGAUGAAGCUUUGAACUACGCAGCACUGAGUUUCACUAAUAAACCAUCGUCAUCCAGAGGAACUAGAAGACAGCAGAAGCUGAAAGACUCUGAAGUUUACUCUCAGAUCAAACAUCUGCAGUAAUGCUGAAUUUUCUAAGGUUAAGGGAAACAUCUACACUUUUAAUGAUGAUGUAUUAUCAGCUGAUGGAGGCCCAACAAAUAAAUAGUGCUUGUCUAGUUAAGUAGAACAUUACUACUGUAAAAUAAAUACUUGUAUAUAAUUAAUAAGGACUAUAAGCCAUUUUCUACAAACUGAGCGUACCUUUUUUAUGUGUGCAUGUAUGUAUGGAGGAGGUCAAAUGGCUGAUAAACCUUGAGACCCUGGACACACACA